Messenger RNA from Dermacentor andersoni, 1662 nucleotides. Lineage: Eukaryota; Metazoa; Arthropoda; Arachnida; Ixodida; Ixodidae. The record is from RefSeq and is a predicted model, not a curated record.
AUGGUGCAACGCAGCGUGACCAGGCGGGCAGCGUCCGCCGAGCUGCGGGUGGUUGUGAGUGUUAAGACGGUUGUGAAUGUCUCGUACAGUCGUAGCACUACUCACCUGCACGUCGGGUCCAUCAGCAGCAUCGACAACACACAACCCAGCACAAGCCGUGCUGGCAUGGUGGAAGCAUCAUCCAUCUUAGAAUACGGAGCCAGGAAUACUACUGGAACCGGAGGAAGAGGACAACAAGAACUGUGUGGUGUCUCUGGCAAUGCUUCGAGCAGGCGGGAUGCCUUACGAGGGCAGGACCACCAACACACGGGCGACACAGCCCUCAUUUGCGAAGCACUCGAUGAAUCAUCUGUGAAGCUGUCGAAAUUUGUAGAGCGCUGCCACGAGAAACCAUACACUUGCCAAACAUGUGGUCUAUCGUUUCGGCGUUCUCAAAACCUAGAUGUCCAUAUGCGCACGCAUACAGGCGAGAAACCCUACACUUGCGAAACAUGUGGUCGGUCGUUUCGGCGUUCUCAACACCUAGAUGGCCAUAUGCGCACGCAUACAGAUGAGAAGCCCUACACUUGCGAAACAUGUGGUCAAUCGUUUCGGCGUUCUCGUCACCUAGAUGUCCAUAUGCGCGCGCAUACAGAUGAGAAGCCCUACACUUGCGAAGCAUGUGGUCAAUCGUUUCGGCGGCAUACAGACAAUACUGAAGAUGGGAGCACCGGAUUCAGACUGCCGGUCUACAGCAGCAGCAGCGGCGGCGAUAAUGCAGUGGCGAGCACGAUCCGCGCCAGCAUAAAGGAAGCAUCGGGCAGGAGACUCUCCGAAGUCGACGGCAUCACUCACACAAUAUAUGCCGACGACGUCACCACAUCGUGUAACGGAGGCGGUGACGGACGGCUGGAGGCUGUGUUGCAGGAAGCCAUCGACAUCACGGCAAAAUACCGCAAGCCGACCGGUCUUCAAUGUUCACCGCGUAAAUCAGAACUUUUGCUUUACGGACCCAGACGAAGGCGGACCAAACUGAAGGGUUGGAAGCCGGUAGAGGACGUCGACAUCACUGUACAGACCAGUGAGGGCGGUGUCAUCCCCAGGGUGGCCUCCUUACAGGUUCUGGGCAUGACGCUCGAAUCGAACGGCUCCGAUAACCUGACGGUGUCCAAGAAAACGCAUAAUGCCAUCAGGCUCAUACGAAUAGUUGCUGAGGACAAUGUAGUGAGGCUGGUGCUCUUCUUUGUUAUGUCAUUUUACCUACGUGACGGCCAUGCACAAUUGGCAAAGAUCAGAGAAGGACAAGCUCCACACAAUGAUCAGGAAGACCAUAAAGAGAGCCCUCAGCCUCCCCAAGAACACAAGCUGGGAGAGACUGGAACCGGAGGAAGGGAACAGCAAGAGUUGUCCGGUGUCUGUGGCAAUAUUUCCAGCAGACAGGUUGCCUUACAUGGUCACGCCAACGAACACACGGGCGAUACAGUCCGCACUUGCAAAGCAAGUGAUUCUGUGAAUAAUUCGAAGUUCGGAAAAGAUUUCCGGAAGAGUACAGGCAAGAAUCACAAAUGUGAAACCUGUGGCAAAUUGUUCCACCUGGCUGGUAAUCUGACUGCACAUUGCCGCAUGCACACAGGCGAGAAACCUUACCAAUGCGAAAUAUGUCGCAUAGUAGAGAUCCUUUAG